GUAGUCGGUCGGGCGCGCGCCGCCCUCGCGGGGUGGACCCCUGCGGCUGGCUCCUUUGUGCACCGCGAAGGGCGCUGCAGAAGCGAGGUCGGUGCCAGACCCCACUCUGGCCUCCUUUCACCUCGGACCGUCUGAGGCUGAAGAGCGGGAAAUACCGGAGGCGGGAGCUGGGUGCAGGAGAAAGUGCGCGGGAGUUCGGUGGCCGGAGCUGGUGGGGAGCCGCUGCUGUCCGCGGGGAAGGUCCGCGCAGGGCUGGUCUGUUGCUGGUGGAGCGGCACUGUCUGACCAGUCCACCUGAGAGGAGGACGUCUGUAGGGCAGCGAGGCGGCCCACAGGACAUGAGGAAGAAAGCAGAAAAGGAGGGCCUCCUUGCACCUCAGGGUUGCACUCAGUUGGCCAGAUGUGGACAUUACUAGACCAUGAUUCUGGAUGCCUUAGGAUAUCCAAUCUUCAGCUUCUCCUGCCACAGCCUCCGUGAAAGUGCAGCUGCCUUUUCUAUAGAGCACGGGAUUGAGAUGGAGCUGUGAAGAGUGUGGUCGCCAGCACCCGCAGCCUUGGGUUAAAUAAUCACUCCAGUCAGCAGGAGUCCCAGCAUGUGAACUGGACCUGACCAGCUGAAGGAGAACCGCUCUUGAGGCAGCCCACAAGACCAGGACAGACAGGGAGAUUUGAACUGCACCAAAGUAUCAACAACAAUCAGUCUGUUUCUGAAGAACUGGAGUUUCAGGAUCAGCAAUGAAAAGUCUCAGAGGGAAUGGUGUCCAGGGUCCUGACAGUGAAGAAGGCUGUAAGAGACAGAGCCAKUCAUCAAGGCGGGUAAAAUGUCCUGCACAGAAAAAACUCUCUUUUGAGAAAACAGCAAUGAAGCAAGAAUCAGUGACGUUGAAGGAUAUUUUCAAUGGGGCAGGACACCCUGAGUCCACUGACUUUGGACCAAGGUCCAACCUUGGUGUACAACAGAAAAUUCCAAAGGGAGAUAAAUACCCUAUAUCCAGGGAACACUCCAAAGAUAGCCCAGAAUUCAUUCAACACCCAAAACUCCUCCCACAAAAGAAACCCUGUAAAGGCAACCCCUGUGGGAGGGCUUCUGGACGCCAGUCAGGCCUUAUUGUUCACAGGAGCAUUCAUGGCAGAGGAAAGCCUUUUGGAUGCCGMGAGUGUGGCAGGACUUUCAGUCGAAGCACACACCUUAUUGAACAUCAAAGAACUCACACUGGAGAGAGACCUUAUGAGUGCAGCGAAUGUGGAAGGGCCUUCAGCCGGAGCACACAUCUUSGUCUGCAUCAGAGGAUCCACACUGGAGAGAAGCCCUACGAGUGCCAGGAAUGCGGAAAGGCCUUCAGCCGGAGCACUAACCUCAACCAACAUCAGCGAACUCAUACUCAGGUGAAGCCUYAUGAGUGUGGUGCAUGUGGGCAAGCCUUCAGUGACCGGUCAACCGUAAUCCAGCACCAACGCAUACACACUGGAGAGAAUCCCUACAAGUGCAGUCAGUGUGGGAAAUCCUUCAGCUGGGUCUCCUCUCUCUCGGAACACCAGAGAACACACACAGGGGAGAAUCCCUAUGAGUGCAGCGACUGUGGGAAGGUGUUCAGUCGCAGCUCCUCCCUUUCUGAGCACCAGCGGACCCACACUGGGGAGAAGCCCCAUGUGUGCAGGGAGUGUGGAAAAGGCUUCAGUCGCAGCUCCUGCCUCAGGACUCACCAGAGAACGCAUACCGGAGAGAAGCCUUACUUAUGCCAUGCCUGUGGGAAGGCCUUCAGUCAKAGCUCGACUCUUGUCAGACACCAGCAGCUUCACACUGAGGAGCAAUGCUGAGCCUGCACCAGGCUCCACAAGAGCACCUGCACGUCCUCCUCACAGAACGCCUGGAUUCAGACACUUGGACCACUAGCCACCCCAGUUUCAACCUUUCUUCCACCCCUUUCUCUGCUUCUUUCCUUCUCCUCCUUCCUCUCACUCUCCCCGAAAUGCUCAAAUGAGUGAUCAGUAAAACAAAGGGAUGGCCUUCAGAGGCUAACAUGCUCAAUCUCGUGUUCUGAAAGGCUCCAACCUUCGCACACACAGCUGCCUGRCACUCUGUGGUUUGUCACCUUGAUUUUCCAUAGGGCUUGAGUCUCCACUCAGUGAAUCAUGUUUCCCAACCACUUCUGACCAGUUUGGGAUAGUGGUAUUGAGGCAAAUCUCCUGACUUAGAAAAACAGAUUUUUCUUGUCUCCCACCCUUGCCUUUUCACCAUAGUAUUUUCCCUCAAAGAAUAAUCCAUAGUUUUACUAAUGUGCCUAACGAAUCCUGAUUUCCU
This is a messenger RNA of Urocitellus parryii (Arctic ground squirrel), 2302 nucleotides long. It is a transcript of the gene Znf391, whose product is annotated as zinc finger protein 391. Gene Ontology annotation, biological process: negative regulation of transcription by RNA polymerase II; regulation of immune system process; regulation of cytokine production. Lineage: Eukaryota; Metazoa; Chordata; Mammalia; Rodentia; Sciuridae. Gene Ontology annotation, cellular component: nucleoplasm. Gene Ontology annotation, molecular function: DNA-binding transcription repressor activity, RNA polymerase II-specific; RNA polymerase II cis-regulatory region sequence-specific DNA binding. The record is from RefSeq and is a predicted model, not a curated record.